Molecule: messenger RNA, 3352 nt
Organism: Protobothrops mucrosquamatus (brown spotted pit viper)
Lineage: Eukaryota; Metazoa; Chordata; Lepidosauria; Squamata; Viperidae
Gene: SELP
Product: selectin P
Exons: 19
Coding region: 1-2886 (961 amino acids)
Biological process (GO): response to cytokine; leukocyte tethering or rolling; heterophilic cell-cell adhesion
Cellular component (GO): external side of plasma membrane; membrane
Molecular function (GO): oligosaccharide binding; sialic acid binding
Source: RefSeq, a predicted model, not a curated record
AUGAGACUUGCUCUGAAGAAAGAUUACAUUGAAUUUGAAGCUUUUUUUGCAUGUCUCUACACACAGGCUUUGGUCAAUGGGCAGUUCUGGUACAGAUGGGCAGAUGACUGCUUUUUGCUUACUAUUAUUAGUUGGGGACUCCUCUUUCAUGUAGAUGCCUGGACUUAUCACUUUGGGGCCAAAUCAGACCUAACCUGGGAAGAUGCACGGACAUUUUGCCAGACCUGGUAUACUGACCUGGUAGCAAUCCAGAACAAAGAAGAAAUUGCCUAUCUCAAUGAAGUCUUACCAAAACAUUCAAAAUACUACUGGAUUGGGAUCCGGAAAAUAAACAACACCUGGACAUGGGUAGGAACCAGAAAGGCCCUGACCAAAGAGGCAGAGAACUGGGCUUAUCGGGAACCUAACAACAGGCUGUCCAACCAAGACUGUGUUGAGAUUUAUAUUAAGAGGGACUUUGAAGCUGGAAAAUGGAAUGACGAGCCUUGUAGGAAGAAGAAGCGGGCAUUGUGCUAUAAAGCUUCUUGUCAACCUUUCUCCUGCAACGAACGUAGUGAAUGUGUGGAGACCAUCGGGAACUACACCUGCCAAUGCUACCCUGGUUUUUAUGGCCCUUGGUGUGAAAAUGUUGUAAAAUGCAACCUGUUUGGCCCUCUCCAUCAGGCCCUGCUCAUGAAUUGCACUCAUCCGUUGGAGCAGUUCAGUUACAAAUCUCAUUGCAGCUUCAGGUGUGAUAAAGGUUUUACAAUAAAUGGCCCAGUCAACCUGCAAUGUUUGUCAUCUGGGCAGUGGACAGCGGAAGUACCUCUGUGUGCAGCUGUCCAGUGCCAGCCAUUAAAUAUUCCUGUACAUGGAAACUUCAGCUGCAUUCAUAUCCAUGGAGAAUUUCAUUACCAGUCUAGUUGUGACUUUAAAUGCCAAGAAGGCUUUCUGAUCAAUGGAGCAGGGACCACUAUGUGUGAAGCGUCUGGAACAUGGAGUGCGUCAGAGCCAAUCUGCCAAGUUGAACAAUGUCAGUCAAUUCAGCCACCUGCAAGAGGAAUGAUGGAUUGUGUAAACCCAAUUGGUUAUUAUAGUUACAACUCUACUUGCAACUUUGCUUGUGAAGAGGGCUUUGAACUUAGUGAUUCCCAGCCUUUGAUUUGCCGUGCAUCUGGUCACUGGAUCUCUCCCGUACCAACAUGUCAAGCUAUUCAGUGCCAGUCCCUAGAGGCAUCUGCUCAUGGAAAUACCACCUGUGUUCAUCCCCAUGGGGAAUUUCAGUACCAAUCCAGCUGCACUUUUCUUUGCACCAAGGGUUUUCGGUUACUUGGAAAAGAGGUCACUGAGUGUUCAGCUUCUGGAAAAUGGACAGCCCCAGCCCCAGUUUGCCAAGCUGUCCAGUGCCAGCCAUUAAAUAUCCCUGUACAUGGAAACUUCAGCUGCAUUCAUAUCCAUGGGGAAUUUCAUUACCAGUCUAGUUGCGACUUUAAAUGCCAAGAAGGCUUUCUGAUCAAUGGAGCAGGGACCACUAUGUGUGAAGCGUCUGGAACAUGGAGUGCGCCAGAGCCAAUCUGCCAAGUUAUGCAAUGCCACCAUUUGCAGAAUCCUAAAAAUGGGGAGAUGGCCUGCUCACACCCGUUUGCAGAGUUUGCUUACCAAUCCAUCUGUCAGUUUGUAUGUGAACCUGGCUUUCUCUUGGCUGGAGCAAACACAACCUUCUGCUUGGCAACCAGGCACUGGAGUUCUCCAUUACCAGCAUGCCAGGUUAUUGAAUGCCCAAACCUGGAUGCUCCUCAGAAUGGAGAAUUAAAUUGUUCUCAUCCACAUGGGAGUUUUGCUUAUAAUUCCAGCUGUGCCUUCUCCUGUGAUAUGGGUUUUGUACGCAUUGGAACAAAUCAACUUCAGUGCACAGAUUUGGGAAAGUGGACUGCAGCCACACCCAGUUGUGAAGCUGCCAAGUGCCCAUUUCUACACAGGCCAGCAAAUGGCCAUUUAAAGUGUCUUCAUCCUCAUAGUCAUUUUGCAUAUGGCUCCACUUGCAACUUUUCCUGCAAUGCCGGUUUUCAGCUGGUUGGGCUGGCAACACUUGAUUGCACAGCAUUAGGAAACUGGACUCAAGAAAUGCCUUUCUGUAAAGCUGUCCAAUGCCCGCCACUGAAAAACCCAGAGAAUGGCAAAGAAAAUUGCUCUAAUCCUUAUGGACAUUUUGCAUAUUACUCCAGCUGCAUGUUCUCCUGCAACUCUGGGUUUGAAUUAGCUGGAUCUGAGAAGCUGAAUUGCACAGAUCAGGGAAAUUGGACUGGAGAUACACCCAUCUGUGAAGCUCUCAAGUGUCCUGAAUUGCAGGCUCCAAAGAAUGGACAGCUCAAAUGUUCUCAAUCUUAUGGAAACUUCACAUAUAACUCUAGCUGCAUCUUCUCCUGUGACAUGGGUUUCAAAAAAAUUGGAUCCAAAAGGCUUAACUGUACGGCCACAGGAGAGUGGACAGGAUUUGCACCGUUUUGUGAAGCCAUAAAGUGUCCCCCCCUUAAAGAGACGGAGAAUAUGAAAAAGAACUGCUCCCAUCCCUGGGGCCACUUCAGCUACAGCUCCGCAUGUCGCUUCUACUGCAUGGAGGGCUUCAUUCUCAAUGGAACAAGUAGGACUCAGUGCCAACCUGGUGGCCGGUGGUCUGCUGAGAUGCCCGUUUGUCAAGAAAAUGCUGCCAUUUACCUAAAGCAACUUUUGCUUUAUACUGGUGGAAUCACAGCAUCCCUUAUUGCUGUUAUGAUCUCUGGGGGUCUGAUAGUUCUAGCAAUUAAGCGUCUUGGCAAAAGAGAGGAGAGAAAGAAGCUGUUAAGUCAUACCAGUGAUUUGGGGGUACCUGGUACAUAUUCCAAUUCAGCAUUUGACUCCAUCUCCUAAGAACUCAACUGGAGCAUGCUAUGAAGAAAAAUGCAGAUACAAUGGGAUAUCCAUGCACCUCAGUUCAGUUCUACUAAUAUUAUUGAUUAGGAUUUGGGGUCACAGAAAGUCAGACAAUAAAUUAAUGUAUGAAACAUGUAGUUUUAAAAGAUACUUUGCAUGGAGCUUCCAUUCACCAUCCAGCUACAGCACAUAAAGAAUCUCAAAACUUCCCAAAACUCAUUUAUCUACUGGCCAAGAUGUUCUGAAAUGACCUAUGUUCUUCUUGUGUUGUUGAACUUCUAACUACUCAUAACAUUGCAAACCAUUAUUGCUAAAAAGAUGCUGUAGAUAUGCCAAAAAGUCUUUUUUGGAAAUUGUGACUGGUUUUCCAAGAUACAAUAAUUUCAACAUUGACUUUAAAAAUUGUUUCUAUUUUCUUGUAUCAAGAUAGAGAUGUAAAGACUUAAUAAAUCUUGCUUCUUUC